Podarcis lilfordi (Lilford's wall lizard) is the source of this 17171-nucleotide messenger RNA. The record is from the annotation of a GenBank genome assembly. NCBI's taxonomy places the organism in Eukaryota, Metazoa, Chordata, Lepidosauria, Squamata, Lacertidae.
GGGGAGGUCUCUGGCUCCUCUAUAUCAGAGGGGUUCCGUCUUCUCCAUCCUCUGCUCUUUCCCUGCAGCUCCGCUUCUAGUCAAAACCUUUUCCUCACAUUUUCUCUCUGAAAGAAACCAUCAUGAGUUUCACAUCCUUUCGAUCAUCCUCCGGAGGGGCAAGAAGAGGCUUCAGCUCUGGCUCCGCAAUAGUUGGUGGCGGUGGUGGUGGUGGUGGUGGAAGAUCAAGUUUCAGCUCCUAUUCCGUUGCUCGGGUUGGAGGAGCAAGAGCUGGAGGAGGUGGCGGCGGCAUUGGAGUCGGUGGAUUCGGCAGCCGAAGUCUGUACAACAUGGGUGGAAGCAAGCGCAUCUCUUACGGUGCCGGCAUGGGGGGCUUCCAACCCGGUUUCGUUAGUGCUGGAUAUGGCGCUGGUGGAGGAGCAGGGUUUGGUUAUGGUCUUGGUGCCGGUGGCGGUGGUGGCUUUGGUUUUGGCGGGCCUGGGAUGGGUGGUGCCGGUGGCUUUAUGGUAGGUUCUCCAGGGUUUGGUGGAAGAGGUGGCCCAGGGUUUCCAGUUUGCCCACCCGGUGGCAUCCAAGAGGUGACCGUCAACCAGCACCUCCUACAACCCCUCAACCUUGAGAUUGACCCAGAGAUCCAAAGAGUCCGCACACAUGAGAGGGAACAGAUCAAGACACUCAACAACAAGUUUGCCUCCUUUAUUGACAAGGUAAGUACCAGAAUUAAUACCUUCAUGAUCAUUCUUAACCACCAAGGCACUAAGUUGCAGGUGACUUGUCACCAAAUCAGGCCAACACCACAAUGGCUCUUUAAGAUGGUCUAGACCAGGGGUAGUCAAUGUGUUAGCCUCUAGGCUUUGUUGGACUCCAAAUCCCAUCAGCCUCAGCCAGAAUGGCCAAUGGCCAGGGUUGAUGGAAGUGGCAGUCUAACAGCAAAACGAAGGGCUACUGAUUCCUUGUCUCAGAUCUAAAACCUGCAAAAGAAAGUAAAAAAGGUUGCUGUUCCAUGAGGCUGUGUUAUAAGUAGGAGUAUGUUUAAGAGUGAUUAAGCAUUCCAAUUUCUAGAGACAUUGUGUGCAUGCAAUUGUUGAGUAGAUUCAUUGUUAAUGGCUGGGAUGGCCACGUCAUUUCCUGGCAUACUGUCUGUGCGGAGGCUGGCUGAGUGAAAAAAACCCUCUCCAAGGAAAAUAGAGAGGUCCCCAGUCAUGGAGAAGCUGGGCAUCUCUAGUCUCCAAAACCAGUAGAGGAAAAAUGCAGAAUGAGUGAAGUAGUCUAACUCUGGAAGCCUUUGAUUGCUUCUGAACCCUCUGUCACAGAGGCUCGCUUUUGGCAUCCGUUUCACAGUCAGCUCCUCAGUUGUUGGAGCUGAGCAUGAUCUCCAUGUAUGGUUCUGUUAAUACUUAGAUCAAAGUGAUAAAUCUCUUUUGCAAGAUGACAGUGUGGUGUCACUGAUGUUAGAGUGCAGCUGGUCAGAGUUUCUCGGGUGUAUAACAAGAUUUAAAUGUGAUAAAGGAAAUCUAACGCCCUAUUGUUAUUAAUAAUAUUAUUAAUAUUAUUAUUAUUUAAAGGCAUGCCAAUAAAUAUGCAUAUAAAAAGUACACAAUUUUUAAGAUUACUCGGAGCAUCAACUCCUCCCUAAUGAUUCUAGGUCUAUGUUCUUUGGAGUGACUCUUGAUUGGUUGGUUGAUAUUAGUGUGUGCUUGCUGAGAAUCUGGUAGCAGUAGCAAAGUGUCUAAGCAGAGGUUGCAGGUCAUUCCUGCCAGUUUUCACCAUUCUAACCUGAUUUUCCUGACCCCUUUUCCUCUCCUUGCUCUUUCUCCUUUUUAUCCCUCAUAAUUCCUUCUGUUCUCUGUUGUACCAUUCUGGCACAUUAGGGAGCAAUAUAAGCAAAAGAUAGCUCCCUGGCCAAAGAAGCUUACCAUCUAAACUUAAACACUGAGAUGAAAGAGACAAAUGGGGAGAGGAGAGGAGAAGAAGGGACAGAUGUGAGAAGGUGCAUUUAGGCUCCGUUUCAGCUGGGAGACAAGGACUAAGGGGUUAAGGCAACAUCUUCAUUGAACAAGCGUGGGUCUUCACUUAUUAUCUCCAUCUGUCUCACUGGACAGCUCAUCCCUUUCUGUCCAGCAGAUUUGUGGAUUGCCUAUAUACAGCUCCACCAAUGCCUUUACCAUUCCAUCUUGCAGGUCCGUUUCCUGGAACAGCAAAAUAAAGUCCUUGAAACCAAAUGGGACCUCUUACAACAGCAGGGGACAACUGUUCGACAAAACAGAAUUGAACCCAUGUUUGAGACUUAUAUCAACAACCUCAGGAGGCAGCUUGAUUCUAUUUUGAAUGAACGGGGAAGACUGGACUCAGAACUGAGGAACAUGCAAGACAUGGUGGAAGACUACAAGAACAAGUAAGAACCUGUCUGUUCCAAUUCACAUAAAUAGGAAUACUCCGUCUAACCUCCAUACAGAGAGAUAAGGGUAACAUUUACUGCUAGUGGUUUGGCCCAGGCAUAUGCAUAUGUUAACCCUGAAGUUGAUCCCAUUAAGUUCAAUGGGUCUAACUCCCAAGUAAGAGUGGAUAGGGCUGCAGCCUUAGAUAUGGUAAGAAUCUGAAUGCUCUUAUAGGCUAUUGGUCCCAAAAUAUCUAACACUGGUGAAAAUACACUGGUGAAAAUCCCUGUGCACAUCCACUGCGUCCUUUGAUCUGGAGUAACCUGUUUUGUGGCAAACAAAGUCACUCCUUUUCUUUCUGGGAGUCUUGGCGAACUAAACUUUACCUUCCUUGAAAGGAUCCAAAUAGAAGUGCCAGGGCGCGCUUACUGUACAUCAUGAACAUGUUUAUUCAGGUUGACUGAGUAUUAUGUGGCACUGUAAGUUAUUUUCGCAUGCUUCCUUUUCUUUAACAAAACAACUGUUCUUGAAUCUGUAUAAACUUUUGUCGGCUAAGGCUUGGCAGAAUUCAUGGGUGAAGCUAAGACUGCAUUCCCAACUCCCAUUUACCUAGCCAUAAAUCCACUGAAUUCAGUAGGAAUUACUUCUGAGUAAACAUGGCUAGAAUUGCUGCCUAAUACUCUGUUGGCAGUGCCUCUCCAUCAAAUUGCUCAAAAUGACUGUCAAGGCAAAAAGGAGAUAGAUGAAAUGGUGGUAAGAAUAAUUUCUCUAUCUAUAACAAAAAAAUUCCCUUUUUGAAACCCUUUUGCUGCAAGGCAAACUAAAUUACCAAAGAUCCGUCAGCAGAGCUUUCUAAGGAUGAACCUGUGAGAUGCAAAUCCUUCCUGCCUUUCUCUUGUUGAAGUGAGCUCCACCCUGCCCAGCAAAAGGGUUCACUUGGCCCUAAGUCAUGAAGUUUCAUAAAAGGGAUGCCUCUAACACAUAACCACAGUUCCUCUUGCCACACCUAGUUAAGCAAUCAGAGAUUCCAUUAAACUGUACAGUGAAUUAGCAUUACAUCAUUGAUGCCAUGGCACAGAGGUCGUUUCUUACAGCAGGGGCAUCUACUGCCUUUCAAAGCCAUUUUACAAAUUUAAUGGGAGCUAGUCGGUAUAUAUGCUCAGCUGGGGUCACCAGCCAAUCCCUGGCUCUCAGUGAUAUGAGACACGUGUUUCCAGACAUGUGGCUGUUUUAUUCACAUAUUGCAAUUUUUAAAAGCAUUUCUAAAGGGGAAAAUUAGAUGUAUGCCAAAAACAUGUAAGGUGCAUGAAACAGCCUUUCAGUAUUGCUUAAGGGGGGAAUAUGUGCCUCCUCAGAAAAGCAUCUGUAGAACAAAUCGCUUUGUAUCUCCUAAGUAGUCUAGCCCAGCCAAAACUCGGGAGGGUUGAGACAUUCUUGCAUUUGCAUGGGAAACCUACUUAAUUCACACUUCUAGAACCAACAUGCAAACUGAAACACAGCCGUCUGUCAAAUUUUGCACUUCUCUGAAUUUCACAAUGCAGUUUUCUACCAAACUAUGCAUGUAUUAGGGAGAAAUGUGCAUAAUGACAGAAGUAUUCAUGAAAAUAGCAUACAAAGAUGCAUUAUAUUCUGGAAAGUUUCUGGCUAAAAGGUGUACGUUAAAACUGAAUACAAAAAUGUGUUAUUAAAAUGUGCUUUAAAGUGCAUACAAAUUUUCAUGACGAUUCUUUUUAAUUCAAAUUGCUGUGGAAGAUAUGGAAUACUGUAUUUAAGAUUGGAAAAAUGAGGAACCUUUAGAACAGAAUUUGACUAAUUCACCCACCCCCUCUCUGUGUAACUGGGUGGGGCAAGUAGCAAGACAGCUUACCUAUGCUGCAAAAACAUCUAUUUCAUGCUAGUCUACCAAUAAUGGCUUCUCCCAUAUAAUAUUGUGGGUUGAAAGUGCUCAGAGAAUAGAGUACUGUCAUACUUGUCUACUCCUGCACAUUGAACUACAGUUCCCGGGUUUCCCUGUGGGAGGAUUGCUAAACCAACUUAAAUCUAUAGCGCAUGCUUUCCCUUAAAAUGCAUGCAGAAUUUUCUGUUUUCAUAUUUGGCUUGACAUUUAAAUGAUGUUGCUAAUCCAUCCAGCAAGAAGGGUCAAUGUGUAUCUAGCAGUUAAAGGAGGAGGGUGGAUCCUGACAGCCUGAAUGUAACACAUUCAUUGCAGACACACAUUUCUUCCACUAGCUCUCUGCAGUAGUAUAGAUAAGAGCACAAUAAGAAAAGCACGAGAGAGGCCAUCGGGAGACAAUUGCAGCUGGCCAUUAAAAGCAUGAUCCUGGUAAUCUAUCAACAUGCUCUGGAAGUCCUCCAAGGAGAAGUCCAUGCACUGUGCAGAUGGUGCUUCUGCAAGGGUUAACAACCUGGUUGUGUUGAGCUUCAAGGAGAUAAUUUGGCAGCCAAUCACUUUGAACCAAAUGCCUUGGCGAAGUGUGAACUCUGAAUAGAAUGGGUUGCUCUUGACCUCCUCAUGCGUUCUUUCUGCUAGCUAUGCUAGGUUCUCAUCCUGAAAAGUACUGGUGCUACCUUUGCUCUCUGUUGCCCCAACAGAUAUGAAGAUGAAAUCAACAAGCGUACUGGUGCAGAGAAUGAAUUCGUGGUGCUGAAGAAGGUACAUUUUAUUUUAUCAUUACAAUAUCUUAAGUAACAUGGUGCAAGGACAGGAAACCUAUGGUUCUCCACAUGUUGUAGUCAACAUCCUUGGCCAUUGGCUGGAACCGGAGGGAGUUGGAUUCCAACAACAUCUGGAGGGCCACAAGUUCACCAUCCCUGGUCCUGAACAAUGACCAGCUGCUCUGUGCUGAGUCAAAGCAUUGGUUCUCUUCUAGCACACAACUACCAGGCUUGGUUGACAGAUCUUGAUAUAGCAUAGUACCAAAGAGUCUUCAGCUGCAGAGGUUGAUAGUGACAGAUCUUAGACAGUUUCUACAUUUAAUAAUGCUAUUCUGCUGUGGCCUUUAACAACUGCUCAAUGCCCAUGUUGUCCUUAAGGUUUUUUUUUAAAUGGAGGGGCGACAUUCAAUGUCUGCAAUAUUGGAUUCUUUUGAGAUUAAACAAAACCUGCCUGAUUUGCUGCAUUGUUUCAAAAGAUGGUCCUUCUAAAUAGCUCUAAUUCUCCCCACACCCCAAAAUUUACUGACGUUUCUCAUGUUUUUUGCAGGAUGUUGAUGGUGCCUAUAUGAACAAGAUUGAGCUCGGUAGCAAAGCAGAUUCUCUGAAUGAUGAAAUUCUGUUCCUGAAAAACCUGUUUGAAAUGGUAAGCGUCCUCCCUUAGGCACCUGAAAAUUUCACUUUAGAAUUGAAAUGAACAUCCUAGCCAGUCCAAGCCAUUGCAGCACCUUGUCCAAUACUUGCUACUCCAACUGGCAUUAUCUCUGCCAGGUGCCUUUCCAAGCCCUGCCAGUUGGAGAUACCAGGAACUGAAUUGGGGACCUUCUGCAUGCAAGACAUGUGCUAUCCUCCCUCCAGAAAACAUAGAAGCACUGAGCCCAGUAGGUGCUGGGAACUUAAAGCAGAAUCCUGCCUUCUCUAAUUUGUAUGCAUCCUCAAGUAGGCAGGAACUAUAUUGGAAAGCUGGAAUUACAGAAAAGUUCUCUGGAAACAUACACAUUUUCAAACUGUGUGUGUGUGUGUGUGUGUGUGUGUGUGUGUGUGUGUAGAGGCAUGUUUUAUUAUAGUUCAGGCAAACGAAGGUAUAUAUAUAUACCUUUAUAUAUAUAUAUUUAUAUAUAUAUAUAGUGGGACACGGGUGGCGCUGUGGGUAAAACCUCAGCGCCUAGGACUUGCUGAUCGCAUGGUCGGCGGUUCGAAUCCCCACGGUGGGGUGCGCUCCCGUCGUUCGGUCCUAGUGCCUGCCAACCUAGCAGUUCGAAAGCACCCCCGGGUGCAAGUAGAUAAAUAGGGACCGCUUACCAGCGGGAAGGUAAACGGCGUUUCUGUGUGCUGCGCUGGCUCACCAGAUGCAGCUUGUCACGCUGGCCACGUGACCCGGAAGUGUCUGUGGACAGCGCUGGCUCCCGGCCUAUAGAGUGAGAUGAGCGCACAACCCUAGAGUCUGGCAAGACUGGCCCGUACGGGCAGGGGUACCUUUACCUUUACAUAUAUAUAUAUAUAUAUAUAUAUAUAUAUAUAUAUAUAUAUAUGAUCAUAGGGCUAGGAAAGCUGUUCCACUAGUGGCAGCAGAACAUUUUAGAGGGAGAAUAAAUUCCAAUUAGGACCUUCAUCUUGAAAAUACAUUUCCCUUUCAACAACAGCAACAAAACCAUUCUAAGUUAACAUUACCUCUUUACUCAACAUAAAGAGGGCCAUCUAAAAAGCAAAAUGCUAAUGGAAAAGCAAAAGGAGGGUAUGGGAGGAACUCCUGAGACAUGCAAAUCACAUGGGUUUGUUGAAGCAUGUAUAAAUGCAUCACUCAUUUAGAUACUCCACUGUGGAAAAUUUCAUGUUGCAUUUUCCGCUGGGAAUGUUACAUUUCUCAAGGAGGUUUUGGGGAUUAUUAUUUUUUUGUCCCCACCUACCUUUGCUGAUGCAUUUGAAUAGGUUUUAAAGCGAGCAGAGACUUACUGGCAUCAAUUAUCACAUAUUGUGCAAUGUAUGAAUACUUUCCUCCAGCUAUUACUGGAAGAAGACAGGGAGCUGUAUUUGAAUAACGCUUCUCCCUUGGGGAAAGUGUCUAGUCUGGGCUUGAUGCUUGCAAGCCUUGGAAAAUCCACCUCCGCUCUUGGCUCAGGAUCCAAGUCAUAUUAAUCACUUUGAUUAGGAAACUUUUUUUUUUUUUUUUUUGGUAACUGAAGCUUAUUCAAUGCAAUUUGAGUUUAGCUCCCAGCAGUUGGGAAGAAAGAUGAUAAUGAGUAUGGUGGUUAUAAUAAACUAAUAAGUGAAGCCACACAUUAGAAUUCAGCAGUGGUGAUACAAAACCACAAGUUUUUUCUAUCCCCAUUUAACCUCCACUGUCAGAAGUUGCCUGCCUCUGGAGAGCAUUCUUUUUAUUCUUCUUUAUUAAGUUUUCAUACUGCCCUUCAUCUCAGGAUCACAGUUUACAAUAUAAAGGUAAAGGCACCCCUGACCAUUAGGUCCAGUUGUGACUGACUCUGGGGUUGCAGCACUCAUCUCGCUUUACUGGCCGAGGGAGCCGGCAUACAGCUUCCGGGUCAUGUGGCCAGCAUGACUAAGCCACUUCUGGCGAACGAGAGCAGCGCACAGAAACGCCGUUUACCUUCUCGCUGGAGUGGUACCUAUUUAUCUACUUGCACUUUGGCAUGCUUUCGAACUGCUAGGUUGGCAGGAGCAGGGACUGAGCAACGGGAGCUCACCCCCUUGCGGGAUUCGAACCACCGACCUUCUGAUCGGCAAGUCCUAGGCUCUGUGGUUAACCCACAGCACGAAACACAAAAAUACACAGCACGGUAACAAACAAAAGCAAUGCCCCUGCCCCCAGUAUUAUUAUUUAUUACUAGUUUCUGGGAAUUAUGGGUGGUAAGUGUGAUGUUGUACUCGGGGGCUUUUUGCAGGCUUCCUACAGGCAUCCGGUUGGCCACUGUGAAAACAGGGUGUUGGACUAGGUGGGCCUUUAAAUUGGGCCUGAUCCAGCAGGGCUCUUCUUAUGUUCUUAGCCUUUAGGAAGAACAAACAAAAAUAGGACUUUGGCUUAUCUUGCCUGUUCUCUGUGUGUCAAUGUAUAGCUGAGUUGAGGAUCAGACUACAAUUUUCAAAACAUAUAUGUAAGGUUUAUGUCUCGAAAGGGGAAGAUUUGUUAACUGCGGAGUUAUUUCAUUCAUGCUGUAGUUCAGAGUUUCAAAAUUCAAGCAAAGUGGGGGUAGUGAUGCAGUUUGGUAAUUUUAGACUUUCUGGACUGAAUGGUGUUAUUGGGAGUGAGUCUUCUAGAUAGUGAUGUGUAAGAUAGUCUUGUGUUUGGGAUCCUCCUGCACAUUCUGAUGAGUGGGACCCCACAUAUCUGUCCCUUCGCUGACUAUGCCAUUGGAAAAAAUAAUCCUCCAGAGUUUCCAGUUUUUCAUGUGCACUUUGGUCAUCAUCAAAUCAACAGCUUCCUUUUUGGAGGCCAAAACCGAAGAAUCCUGACUGUUUUCAUAAUACUGUGUUAGUAGAACUGGCACAUUGUCCUGUUCAGUUUGCACCCGUAUCUGAAAGAAUGUGAAAAUGUUUUGGCCCUGAUGCAGUUUGAAUCACAGACAAUUUGUUAUGUUUAAGCAUUGGUGGUACCGGCUGGGGAUGCCGAUCAAAAAGCAGUUAGUUCAUUGGGCUUUGAUGAGCAUCACAAUGUGACAGGGGUUGAAGAUGCAUAUAUAUAUCUGCACUGGCUAUUCACAUAAAAAAUGGGUUCCACGUGGGGAUCUCCUUGCUCAGUCAGUACAAUUACCUAGAUAACAACCAUGUUAAGUAAGCAACUCCCUAAAUACAUUUAUAUUGGCUUUUUUCAGUGGAUUCCAGAAUGCAACAAAAUCCAUCAUAGGGAACAUUGGAGGGUGAAAAGUAGAAGCCAAAUCAGAAUAUAAAUGAACAUGUUUAAAAAAAAAAAAAAAAUUCAGGCUUGGAGAAUUUACAGAAGGUUGUUAUUUUCUACAUUCAAAACUGCCAUGUUCCAUUGCUUCAUACAAUCAGACACAUUUUUAUUUUUAUUAUCUUUGCAGGAACUAGCUAAUAUGCAGCAGCAGGUAUCAGAUACCUCUGUUGUGCUGUCAAUGGACAACAACAGAAGCCUGGACCUGAACAGCAUCAUUGCUGAAGUCAAGGCGCAGUACGAAGACAUUGCCAACAGGAGCAGAACUGAGGCUGAAAGCUGGUAUCAAAGCAAGGUGAGUAGCAGCUCAAGGCCUAGGAGUUACCUCUAAGCUAAGAAAGUUUUUGAUAAGGGAACAUUCCAAAAUGGCAUCAUCCACCUGCAACCUAAAGCAGUACAGGGAUAGUCAAUGUUGCUGUUGCUGGACUCUCACCAGCCUCAGUGGCAUGGUCAAUGAUCAGGGAUGGUGGGAGUUGGAGACCACAACAUCUAGAGGACACCACACUGGUGACCCCUGGUCUGCUACCUCAGCCAGAUUUUACCUCCUAACUCAUUGACGUGUGUAGACCAGGCAGGCUGUAAAUACUCAGAGAUACUCUUGGGUUCAACUUAAAGUCAAAUUUGAAGCAAAUAUGAAGGGUCUUCCUCAGGAGAUACAUCAGUCAGACUCUCUAAGGAACAUCAAAAGAUUUGCAACAUGUGUAGUGUAUAAGGAUUGUAUUCACAACACUUAAAAGAAGUGUGAAAAGUUAAGAGAGUGAAACGGCUGAGAUUGGGGUGGAAAUAUGCCCCCUUUGCUGUCCUGCUGCUCAGCAAGCCAUGCUAGAAAUAAAUAGCUGGAAUUAUAAACUGCUGCAACACAGAUACGGAAAGCAAACAGGAACUUGAAUUGAUCUUGACUUUCUAGGCAGAGCAAAGUAAAAGGUGUGGCAAUGAGAUUCCAUUCCUAAAGUAUUAAUGGAAAGAGGACCUGAAUGAAGAGUGGCUUAGCAAAUAAAACUUAGCAAAUCCUCGCAGUAAAUCUUGGCAGCUUUCUUUCUCUGUGGUUGAGUUAGCCCUACUAUUAAGUAGGCAGCUGCCUCAGGCAGCAGAUUCUUAGUGUCAUUGAAGUGGAGCAAGUAACUUCUUUUAUUAUAACUUUAAAAAAAAACACAACUGGAAGAGGAGAAGAACCAUUUAGAUUUUCCACUUCAGGAUCCAAAAUAUCUCUGGCCAGCCCUGCUCCUGGAUGGCAAGCAGAUCUCCUGUUUGUAGAAAGCAGGCUGAGGUUCACCCACCAGCCCUAUCAUAGAUGCAGCUUCACCCAGAAAUAAUGCUUGACAGAUACAUCUGGCCUGGUGAUCCUGCAGGCCUCCAGCAAUAGCUGAGCCCUCACUUCUCAGAUUUGCUUUUCAAAACCGUGUCAUUCGAUGCAAGACAGAGAUGUAUGGAACACCCUGAGAUUGCUAGCUAAUUCCCUGUCUCAGUUGUGGCUGCCUCAAAGUGUUAGCAAAAGACAUAGGGAAAGGGAAAGGGAAAGGGACCCUUGACCGUUAGGUCCAGUCAUGGACGACUCUGGGGUUGCAGCGCUCAUCUUGCUUUACUGGCCAAGGGAGCCAGCGUUUGUCUGCAGACAGCUUCUGGGUUAUGUGGCCAGCAUGACUAAGCCACUUCUGGCGAACCAGAGCAGCACACAGAAAUGCCAUUUACCUUCCCGCUGGAGCGGUACCUAUUUAUGCACUUGCACUGUAUGCUUUCAAACUGCUAGGUGGGCAGGAGCUGGGACUGAGCAACGGGAGCUCACCCUGUCGCAGGGAUUCGAACUGCUGACCUUCUGAUCGGCAAGCCUUAGGCUCUGUGGUUUAGACCAUAGCGCCACCCACAUCCCAGCAAAAGACAUAUGCAGUGACAAUUGAUCACACUGAAACCUUACAACACUUAUUUAUCUAUCAUCUGAAAGUCAGUGUCCCAGCCUCCCUCAAUCUGGUGCUCCUUUGGGGCUACAUUUAGUUCUCACUCCCACCUGAUUUCCCAGCUCUGUUGUAGGGGUGACAACCAUAUAUAAUGGAUCAGAUUCUAAUCCUUCCUCCUUUUCCUCUGAAUAUUAGUAUGAAGAGCUACAGGUCUCUGCCGGACGCCACGGUGAUGACCUUCGCAACACCAAGACAGAAAUUUCUGAGCUUAACCGGGUGAUCCAGAGGCUGCGAAGUGAAAUUGAUGCCGUGAAGAAACAGGUACAAUCCUUUUAUGUUUGGCAUGCAGGGCAGACCAGUGGCAGCUUCUGUUUCAUAGAAUAGUAAUUGUGUAGCUGCUAACUCACUUUGGGCAAACCAAGUCUCCCUCAACAAGGUCAUACCAGGGCAAGCACAAGACAGGGCACUAGCCAAGGUGAGCCCAAUGUGGGAGUGCAGGCACUCUCCCAGGCCACCUCUUCCAGAAUGCCUUGCUCUGAGAAAGAAGCUCCUUCCCUUCCUCAGAGUGCAGUUGAGAGGGGAAGGAUGAGGAAGUAUGCUUCCGCUGCACUAGCAGUGGCAAAACAAGAAAGGCAAGCAAAGUGGGUACAGAAGCAGCAGGAGAUGCAUGGAAAUAGGGUCUGGGAGUACUAAUUUGCCCGGCUCUUUCUCCUCCUCCUCUGAAACUGGCUUUAGAAAUGGUGUUGGUUGCUAUUGUUGAUGCUGUUUGUAACAAAGGUUUAAUCAUCACUAUCAGUCCGUUUCACGGUGCUGAUAAAUAUCACGGAUAAUAAUACAGCUCUCAUUGCACAAGUGCUACAGGGUGUCUGUGCAAGAGAGUUGAACAAACCGUAAAUUAGUUGUUUUACAGUAUCUCCCAGGCACUGCAAAGGCGAGGAGGAAUCUCCUCCUCCACAUUUCCCUAGGUACCACACAGGUAGACAGUGUACUGAAAGAGUCCACACCCUACAAAGUUCACAAUAGGAGUGUGUUGGUAUCUUUCCCUUAUUGCCAAGCCAAGCAAAGCAAACCUAAUUAUUAUUUAUAUUGAUCAUUUGCCUUUUAAACCACUCUUAGGGAAUGGGCACCGCAAAGCAAAAAACAAAAACAAAAAAACCCAUAUGUAAAUAUAUAUAAUUAUAUAUAAAUGUGCAGAAGACAUGGGGUAUAGACACUGGAAAAUGCUUACAAUCUGAGCAUUGCUUUUGGAAUUACUGCAGGUCUGCACAUGGAGGCAUACCUGUGGGGAGCAGGGAACUAAUACAGUGUACAGUGGAGGCCCUGCUGAAGCAUAAUAUUUUUUACAUGCAAAAAGUUGCACUCAUCCUCACUGCUUGGGGACAGAUCUGCCCUCAUCAAAUGUAGGUUAUUUCCAGCACUGCAGAAAAUGGACAAAAUGAACAACCCACACACAUGCUCGGGGGGUGCAUGAUAAUGCACCCCUAGCAUGUAUCUACAAUGAGUCAAUCUAGUUAUUAUUAUGGUUUUAUAUCUACACCUUCUUACCAGUAUCUUGGUAGGAGAUGAAUUGUGCAUGCAGUGUCCAUACCUCUUGGGUCAUGUGAGCAUAGCCAUUUCAGGGCUUGCAUCAGAAUUCAUUGUCCAUUGGACUUUCCUGGGAUUACUCAUGAAUCAUUAAGCGAUGGAAGGAGCAUUUCCCCAAAACGUCCAUUGUAACAGUUUUCAUGCAGAAGUCCCAUCCUUCCACAGCAACCAUUCCGAAAGUGCUCUCCAGGAGCUGCAGUCAAACUUUAUUUGAAAAGCACUCCAUGGAUUCCAUUAAUGCCAUUGGCAGAUUUAGUGAAAGACAACAUCCAGAUCUUUGAGAGCACUGCUUUAAUCCUUAGACAAUGUUGGCUAUUGGCUGGAAUAUCUGGAGCCACUGUUUCUGCUUUGUCCUGAUUGAUGCAUGAGAAACAAAAACUUUAGACACUAACUGGGUGAAACUUUUUUUUUUUUCUGGUGUAGGGAAGGGGGAAGAUUGGACCAUAGUGAUAGCGCUCCCCCCCCAAAAAAAUGUCCUGAAGUCACAAUUAUUAUUUAUUGGUGAUGGUCCCAAAAACUGUCCAGAUAUUUCAGUUACUUCUUAUUAGUAUCAUUAAUAAAUAAAUCUCCUUGUGUGCAGUGUGCCAAUCUACAAGCUGCCAUUGCUGAGGCUGAGGACCGUGGAGAGCUCGCCCUCAAGGAUGCCAGGCAUAAACUGAAUGAGUUGGAGGAAGCCUUGCAAAGAACGAAGCAGGACCUGGCUAGGCAGCUCAAGGAGUACCAGGAGCUGAUGAACGUCAAACUGGCCCUGGACAUUGAAAUCGCCACCUACAGGAAGCUGCUAGAAGGAGAGGAAAUCAGGUAGGCUGGCAGCAGCAACCGUACUCUAGCAAAAAUGCCCUUGAUGGUUUACUAAACUAAUCGGUCAUCUCCCCUUUGAAUAGAUUCCGUCAAAAUUCGUUUUAAAUUUUCCCCAAAGAGAACAUUCCAAACUCACCUCAAAUCCAGGCAAAAAUCACACCUUGAAGCUAAAAGACGGUAUUGAUGGAUGUGCCUGAGGUGCCAGUAAGGUUCCUGGCAAUCCAACCACAAUAUCAUGUUCUUGUGCAGUUGUGUUUAGAUGCCAAGGUAUGGGGCUACCCUCAGUAUUUGUUGAAAUGUGAUGUGAAAAGAAUACUUCUACAGUACAGCAAGGAAGUAUAACAGCCUAUGGUCCUUUGAAAGUUUUUGGACUGUAGUUCUCAUCACCCCUGAUCAUUCAUCAUACUAACUGGGGAGGGUGGGAAUUGGAGUUCAGUAACAUCUGAAGAGCCACAGAUUCCCUUUGCCUUUUCCAGAGGGACCAUCUGGUCCUAUCAUUACAUAUGCAAUAACCACUGUUUGGUUUAACUGUAGCUCUUUGGGAAGGUCUUUUGAGAAUGUUGGUGGGUGACUUUCUCUUACUGUGAUUAUUGUGGGGGUUGCACUCCUGUUGCCUAUUUUAUUGUUACUUUUAUAGUUAAAAAAAACCACACACAUACAAAACUGAUAAUUGCUUGCUUUAAAUUACCUGUCUUUAGCUGCUUAGAAUAGAGGAAAAGCAAAUAAAUGAAUAAUCAAUCAAACAAACAUACAGAAUCAUGCAUAUAUGCAUUCUUAAAGCAAUUAGCAAUAUGACCAAAAAAGGAGAUUGAGCUGAAUUUUCUUUGCAGGUUUUUUGUUUUUGUUUUUUAAAAAUGCUGUGUGAAUAUGCAACUUUUACUUGGCUAAGAAACAGAUAACAACUCAAGAGUUCUACCUUCACAAUAGCUCCUUGAUUAGAUUAAAAUGUGGGACCUAGUUUACUACAAGCUGAGGCAUCCACUGAAUUAAUUAUACCAAUUAUGUCCUCCUUUCAUCUUCCUAGGUUGUCAGAAGGCCCUGGAAAUGUGAGCUACUGUAAGUACCAUCUCUGUUUCUGGAUUUGCUUCUUGUUUUUGUUUACUUACUUACUUCGCCAAACCUUUAUUAGGCAUUAAAAAUAUCGGCCAUCAUAAAACAUCCAUAUAUAAAAAUUUUAAAAUAUAUACAAAUAAACAGCCAUGUAAGAAAAAGGUAAAGGACCCCUGACAGUUAAGUCCAGUCAUCGACGACUCUGGGGUUGUGGCGCUCAUCUGGCUUUACUGGCUGAGGGAGCCGGCGUUUGUCCGCAGACAGUUUUUCCGGGUCAUGUGGCCAGCAUGACUACGCCGCUUCUGGCGAAACCAGAGCAGCGCACGGAAACGCCGUUUACCUUCCCUCCAGAGCGGAACCUAUUUAUCUACUUGCAUUUUAAAAAUAUGUAAUAACGAGGAUUUUCACUGGAGUUUCUUCCCGCAAAAUAGUGCCAUUCACCACUCUAUGAGAUACUAUUGAUAAAAACUCAGCCACCCUUGCAGUUUCUUCUGAGUUAAUAUCAGACAGAUAGAAUCUGAUAUUUUCCUUGUGCCGUGAUGUUAGACACCCAAAAUAGCACAUGUUUGCGUAGCUGGUUGUACAAUGGACAGUAGAAAAAACUGUGUUCUAUUGUGUCUGGCACGUUCAAAGAACAUCUGCAGUGUCUGUCGUUUCUGGGGAUGUUUAAAUAUCUGCCCUUGACAAAAGCUGAGGGGAAAACAGUUCAGUUGGGCUAACAUAAAGGCCCUGAAUUGGACUGGAAUUCUUAAUUUUGAAAUAUAAGUGACCCUGUUAUCUGUUGUAUUUAAACCAUAGAACUUGGGGGAGCAAAUUUUAUUUACAGCUGACUUGAUGUUUUGUUUUUCAAUGUCCCUUAAUCUGAUUUGAAUAUUGCGAUAAAUACAUUGCUCACUUGAAUUACACAAGAGUUCCAAGUCAAUACCAAUAGAUCUGAUUUUGCUGUGUAAGAGUUGGAACCAUCUGGAUUUCUAAGAAUUCUUAAAUAAGUCAGAAAGCAGACUCAAAGGUUGGCAACAGCAACGCAGCCAGUAUUUUAUAGUGCUAGCCCACAACCAAUAUUCCAUCAUGUAUAUCCUUAGUCCUACACCCAUCUUCUCAUACUUGAUUGAAUUUGGGAGCCCCAGGAUGAUGAUGAUGAUGAUGAUGAUGAUGAUUAAUUUAUUAUUUAUACCCCACCUAUCUGGCUGGGUUUCCCCAGCCACUCUUGGCGGCUUCCAACAAAAUAUUUAAAAUACAUUAAAACUUCAGUCAUUGAAAACUUCCCUAAACAGGAUGCGUCUCAAGAAACUUGAGUGUAUCUUACCUAAAUCACUAUUAUAUGCUUGUAUCCAUAUUGGGAUCCCAAAUGGUAGCUGGGACGACACUUUAGCUUGAAAAAAUUGAAUAGCAGCUAGUAUAAAUUGGUUACCUUUCUGAAAAUGAAAGCGAGCUGCUGGUUUUUGUUUGCUUAAGGCAGUGUUUCUCAAACUGGGGUCCCCAGUUGUUGUUGGACCACAACUCCCAUCAUCCCUGGCCACUAGGGAUGAUGGAGACCCAAGUUUGAGAAACAUUGGUUCAAAGAGAUUCUGUUGAAAUCAUGGCUCUUUCCAAGAGACACAAGGAACUUAACUUUCUGUUGUUAAUAUUUUCCAGCCGUGGUCAGCAGCACCACCACCUCUGGCUACGCUGGCGGAAGUGGCCUUGCGUUAGGAGGAGGACAUGGUGGCGGCAUGGGAGGAGGUUUCGGACUUGGAGGCGGUGGCGGCUAUGCGGUUGGAGGUGGUGGAAGCGGCUUCGGCGGCGGCAGCGGCGGCUUCGGCGGCGGCAGUGGUUUCGGCGGCGGCAGUGGCUACGGCGGCGGAGUCAGUAUGGGAGGUGGUAGCAGUUACAGUUCUGGCGGGGGCCGUGUCUCCUCAAGUGGAGGAGGAGGAAGCUCCAGUGUGAAAAUUGUAUCAAAAACCACUUCGAGCAAGAAAAGUGUCUAUUAAAAAGGGUUAACUGGCCACUACCACCACCACUUCUGAAAUGGCAAUGAGCGUUGCCACCUGCAAAUCGAAGCUCUUCAGCCCACUGUGUAAAUAGCUCAGCAAAGCUCUUCCCCUCUGAUACUGUCACCUUUUCCAUUUGAGUUUGCCUGCCAUAUGGAUCCAGACCUUUGCACCCUGAUCCAGCACUGCUGACUCGGAUCGCAGGUUUUUGCACCGGGAUCAGCUGCAGCCAGUGCGCAGUGAGCUCCUGUGCUCUGACAAAUCGUGAGCCAUCCAUAGAGCUCUUUAAACAAAGGUCUCAAAAUUAUCUACUAAGCUACAGGGUCUCACUGUUCAGUGAUUGCAUGAUUGCUCCUAGGUGUGUGUGUGAAAAAGGGAAUCCCAUUUUAGAAAAGUUUGUGUAGUAGAUGGUUAACCUUAAAUACACCCUUAGGUCCUUUGGACGGCAAUCGGAUUUAAGUUUGCACUUAAAGUUAAGUUCUUGGUUGAAUUAACAGCUUUCAGUGCUAUGCUUAAUAGACAGCUAACAUCAAAGCUUAUGGGAACUUCCAGGCAGACAGGCAGCACGAAUCAGCCUGCACACACACUUUCUGAAAUCUCUCUCCUGUUCAAGCAUGUUCUUUGUAAUUUCAAAUGGAGACAGUGUAAAGCUGUAGACCCGUAAAGUCAUCAGAUCUUGCCAAAAGGAAAUAGUUUUGAGACACCAGUGAUAAGAUCUUGCUCUCACCCUUCUGUUGUAACAUGCACGGAGCUUAUUUUUUAACAGCAAAAUUGCAUUUGAUUCCUUCUUUGAAGUGAAAGCAAAAUUGGAAAAGGUGAUUGCUUAUUCUGCUGCUGCUGUUUUAUGAACUGUAACACUGAAUUCUAACGCUUGAUUCUAACGGCUAUGGACCCAUGCAAGGCUGUGUGACGAAUAAAGAGCAACUGUCAUUUUUAA